This is a messenger RNA of Oncorhynchus mykiss (rainbow trout), 6028 nucleotides long. Its product is annotated as E3 ubiquitin-protein ligase DTX1. The record is from RefSeq and is a predicted model, not a curated record. Gene Ontology annotation, molecular function: zinc ion binding. Gene Ontology annotation, biological process: protein ubiquitination; Notch signaling pathway. Lineage: Eukaryota; Metazoa; Chordata; Actinopteri; Salmoniformes; Salmonidae.
AGAUAAUCCCACCGCUGCCAUCAAAGUGGCGAACAUAUCAUCAAGUUCGCUAUGAUAAAGUCAAGUUCUUAACAAAAGUCAUAUGUAGAAAAAUCCUCUGCCGCGAAAGUGGUGCUUUCUGUUAGGUUUAUCUCUAUAGCGUACUAUUUUAUCUUAAAGUUGUGGAGCAACAGUCCAGUGCUGUGAUGCACACACCGCAGGCUUUUCUCCCGGACUCGGCUUGGGUCUACCGAAUGUAGGCUAAGGAAAUUCAAUGGAAGCGUUCAGAUCAAAGCGUUGAAUAUGACCUAUUUCAUGCAAAUAUUUAUUUAUUUAUUUGAUGAGUAAAUAAUAUAGUUGAUUUCGUUCAUUUACAUGAGCAAUAUUUUGCUGUUUUUAGAACAGACUGUUCACCGUCGUCUCAUUUUCACUUCAGCGAUGCAACAUCUUCCUGUAAUUUUUCCACAACGCAACGCGAUUACGCGCGCAGCCAAGGUAAUAGUAGAGAUUUUCUUGGUCAGCAUCACAGGUGCUCGUGGACCGUUGUGCGUAAUUUUCGACCACUUUUGCAUGUUCAGUUUAUGAGCGAAUUAAUUUAAUACAUCUAAGGGGGAAACCACCAGACCAGUCCUAUAGCAAUAAUGGCUCCGCACCUCAAACGUUUGGGUGAUUGUAAUUGGGGCAUGCGUUUUAUUGUUUAUCCAUAGCAGGCUGUCGGAGUUCGGAUAAACUGAGAUGCAUAGAACGGAAAAAUGCUAAUAAUUGGAAAUAACACCCGGCACUGCUUGAUUGUGAGGCAAUUCAGCAUCUGAAAUAUAUUUCUAUUUGUAAUUUAUGGGAGGACAUAUCACAGGUUUGAAUAACGCUACUGUCCCGAAGAAUCGAAUACCCUUUUUAGUGUAUAUCCCAUGUUCAUCUGCUUGGGGUUUCUGAGACUGCUCCGGUUGUAUACUUCUGCAAAGCUCAUCAACAUAGACAUCAUCUGCCACUUCAAACACAUCAAGCCAUAAGAAGAGGGAGCUUAGCUGCUUUUGGCAUUUCAAAAAGAGGCUGGUUAAAGAAACUGCAGUGAAAAAAAAACACUUUCAGGAUGACAGUGAGUUUCUUCUAAGUGAACUAGAUGACUCCACUGGACCUGUGCCCUGGAAACACCACCAUUUGACCGAGGACUAUCAGAGUGACUGCUGACAUCAAAGUUUUAAUUGUUGUUUUAAAAAAGAAGAACAAAUGCUUGGGCAUCUCUGGUGGCCUGCUGGGUAGCAGUGGUCUUCUUGUACCGUAGUAGCAGCAGCUGAACCACGGUUGCCAUAGUCGAACAAUGGCACGGCCAGGCUCUGGGGUGCUGGUGUCGGUCAACGGGCUGGGGUACCCUCCUCAGAACCUGGCCCGGGUGGUGGUGUGGGAGUGGCUGAACGAACAUGGGCGCUGGCGGCCCUACAGCGCGGCAACGUGCCACCACAUAGAGAACGUACUGAAGGGGGACGUGCGGGGGACUGUGGUCCUUGGACAGGUGGAUGCCCAGCUGGCCUCUUACAUCAUCGACCUGCAGUCCAUGCACCAGUUUAGACAGGAUACAGGCACCAUGAGGCCGGUCCACAGGAACUUCUAUGAGCCGUCGUCAGCCCCGGGGAAGGGUGUGGUGUGGGAGUGGGAGAACGACAGCGGCUCCUGGACGCCCUACGACAUGGAGAUCUGUGUGACCAUCCAGAACGCCUAUGAGAAGCAGCACCCCUGGCUGGACCUGACCUCUCUGGGCUUCUGCUACCUCAUUGACUUCAACAGUAUGGUCCAGACCAACCGGCAGAGCCAGAGGAAACGCCGCCUGCGCCGACGCAUGGACCUGGCCUACCCUCUCAUCAUGGGCUCCAUCCCCAAGUCCCAGUCGUGGCCUGUGGGCGCCAGCUCCGGCCAACCCUGCUCCUGCCAGCAGUGCAUUCUAGUCAACAGCACGCGGGCCGCCUCCAACGCCAUCCUGGCCUCUCAGCGUCGUAAGCUGUACGGAGGGGCCGCAGGAGCUCCAGGGGCCACAGGCACGCUCAAUGUGGUACGGCAGAGUAACACUUUCGCCGGAACCACACUCUGGUCCCCAACCUCCGGUGCUGGGAGCAACAACAUACAGCAUAACAACAUAAGUGCAGGAAGUGGCCAAGCUAAAGUUGAACAGGUGCAGUCGCCCCUGUCUAGUUCCAACUUCCCUUGUUCCCCGCCACUGCCGUCCCUUCCGCUUGCACAUGGCCACUCCCACACCCAUGCACACUCCCACGGCCACCAUGUCAUCAUCAACGGGCAGAACAACCUGAACCGGCCGGGAACCCAGCGCAUUUCCAUGGGCACUGCUAGAGGAGCCAUCCCACCAGGGGUCCCGGCCCUCCCUGUUAAGAACUUGACUGGCUCUGGACCAGUUCACCCAGCAAUUGCAGGUAUGACAGGUAUCCUGAUGUGUGCUGCUGGCCUGCCUGUGUGUCUGACCCGGGCCCCUAAACCCAUCCUGCACCCGCCGCCCAUAAACAAGAGUGACAUGAAGCCUGUGCCCGGGGUCAAUGGCAUCCGCCGCAAGACCAAGAAGAAGCACCUCAGGAAAGGGAAAACCCCAGAGGAUGUGGUGCGGAGAUACACGGAGAAAGUGAAGGUUGCCCCUGAUGAGGACUGCACCAUCUGCAUGGAGAGGCUGGUGACGUCAUCGGGCUACGAGGGUGUCCUGCAGCACAAGGGCAUAAAGCCAGAAAUGGUGGGCAAGCUUGGCAAGUGUGGGCACAUUUACCAUCUGCUGUGCCUGGUGGCCAUGUACAACAAUGGCAACAAGGAUGGCAGUCUGCAGUGCCCCACCUGUAAGGCUAUCUAUGGGGAGAAGACAGGCACACAGCCCCCUGGGAAGAUGGACUACCAUGUCAUCCCCCACUGCCUGCCCGGCUACCUGGAGGCCAAGACCAUCCGCAUCGUCUAUGACAUUCCUGCUGGCAUACAGGCCACAGAGCAUCCCAACCCAGGGAAGAAGUUCAGCGCUAGAGGCUUCCCACGGCACUGCUACCUCCCAGACAAUGACAAGGGCAGGAAGGUCCUGAAGCUUCUGAUCAUGGCGUGGGACCGCCGCCUCAUCUUCACCAUCGACACGUCCAGCACCACCGGCGAGUCAGACACGGUGGUGUGGAACGAGAUCCACCACAAGACAGAGUUUGGCUCCAACCUGACAGGGCACGGCUACCCAGACCCCAACUACCUGGACAACGUCCUGACAGAGCUGUCAGCCCAGGGGGUCGUAGAAGACAACCUGAAGGACUGAGGGGGGAAGAGAGGCCACUGAGGACCACCACCCAUCUCUGACAUAGAGUGGGCCUCUGCAUGAAGAGGCAACAUGCAGCCAAGAUAACUAUAUUUUACUCCCACACCCAAAACAGACCUAAAGACCCUCAGAUUCUGUAUGUGGCCAUGAGAGCGGAGGAAAUAUAGCAAAUGACAUGAUAACAUCACGAUUGUGUUAUACUGUUAUUUGCAUUUACCUAAACAUAACUGUAAUACUUUUCUGACUACUGUCUCUUUGUCAAUGCCUUGAGCAGGUGUAUGUUUGGCAAAAUUUCAACCUGAUAGGGUAAAGGAACGUGAAGACAGGAUUUGAAUGAAAACUGAUCUCAAUGUGUAUUGGUGGUUGUGGGGUUUAGACAUUGAUGCACAUCAACUGUUCAUUGAUUCCUCUGAGACUGGAUUUUGAACUUCCUCUUUUGUACUGAAGAAGAUUUAAGACUGUGACAUCGUAGCAUUGAAAGAGAUGUCUGUUUAUACUCACCACCAAACCAUGUGGCCCAGAAUUUGAUAUUGCAUUUUAAUGUUGACUGCACACCUGGAAUUUUUGCAGAGACAGUUGGCUCGGGCUCUGAAGGCUUCAGAUGUCUGUCCCGGUUUGUUCUAGUUUUAUCAGAUGUGUAUUUUUUAAUGAGUAGGGAAGUGAUUUCUCAAGUUGUAGUUGGUAUUUGUGUGGAAAUCUUCAGGAUAAUUUUUAUAUGCUGAAUUGUAAAAGCGUGAUUGCUUUCCCAGUCCAAUUCACACCAAAUCUACACAGUUCAGCUUGUUGUGAUAUGCUGAUGAGGUUGAUAGUGAGAGUCUUUUGAAAGUGAGGCCUUCUGUGAUUUUCUGCAACAAAACUGUCUGUAGAUCUGAGUGGACAGUCACGGUGAUGCGAUUCUCAGGAAGGAGAGAGGGCAUCUCUGAUUGGCUACACGGGGCCGUUUCACAAAGGCUUGGCUCCACUGGCCUUUGAGCCUGUUGAAGGUUCACAUGCACCUUCUGACAGAGAGACAGUCAGUUGAUCUGAAGAUUCAGCUGUCUCACAGUAGAUGUAUAUUCUAACAGGGGUGCCAACCUGGGGAGGCCUUUGGAAGUUAACCUGAUGUAGAUCCAUACACAAGCAUCUUACCGAUCAGUUAGAUGAUUGUUAAAAAAAUGUAUGCUUCUGUAAGUUAAGAUCUGAGGCAGUCGAGCAAGUCUCGCUCCACUCCAAGGUUAACAUCAUUCGUUUUGUUGAAACACUGGUGACGUUGACCUCUGUGAAUAAGCCUGUUUUAGAGGAGGCGUUGGAAUGAUCUAUCACGCUCGCAACACAUGUGCUUGCCUACUUGCGUGUUUGAAUGUGUGUUAGUGUGUGUGUGUGUGUGUGCUGUGGUGUUAAUACACUCUCUGGCUUUCUAAGGGCUUUAUUUAAUCCGUAUUGCGGUAGUUCAGCAUUACAGCGUGAUUGAAAUUUAAAGACAAUGUUCCCGCUUCAGCAGAGACUGCAUUCAUGGUAAACUAAAUCGGAAAUGACUUAUACAUUUCCAUGGCGCAAUCUGGAACGCCUCAGUCCUUGAACAGAGGAGCAGAACAUGCUUCGCAGAGAGCGAUGUACUCUUCAAAGAAUGACUCUCUCCUCUGAUCCAUCAUAGAGUAGAGUAGGCAGAGCGCCCCCCCCCCCUCCCACACACACACACACACACACACACACACACACACACACACACACACACACACACACACACACACACACACACACACACACACACUGUGAUGUACGAGCCUCUGGUGUUCCUCCUGUUGGGCUGGUUGCAUGAUAAGCCUCUGCUGCAGACAACACCUACCCCAUACUGUCUGAUUCCUCUGAAGGCUCUUAGGUCUGAUACUGAUGUACGGGCAGCAGCUGCGUUUCCCCUUCCCUCAGCAGCUAGAGGAGCCCAUUUUACAGUAGGAUCACUCAGAAUGUUGUUCUAUAAAGUACAGUAUGUGAAGCUGAUGUUGCAUUGGGAAUUUCCACUCCCUUUGCUCCCUCCUCUCUCCCUUCCCACAGAUUAUUUGCUCAUAAGCUAAAGAGUUCUUGAAGAUUUGAGUUUAUUUUCCAAAAAGAAAAGUGAACUUUUAAGCUGAAUAAUUCUCUCCUCCAGUUGGAUCUGACCAAUUUGAAUGAGUGGGGAUGUUGGUAUAAUCUAGAAGAGAUUCAUGUUGAGGGUUUUAUGGUGUCCCACCCACGUCACGGGUUUUGAUCCUUGAAAUGCUUUUGAAUAUCUUGGACUGAAUCAUAGUCUUCCGUAGCACUUUGAGGCAGCACUUUUCUUUCAUUGAUCCUUUCAUUUUAGGAAGAUGUCUUGAAAUGUAUUCAAAUUCAGCUGUUUUUUAUGUUUAUGUUUAUAAACUUGUCUUGUAUUGCUUCAAAAAUAUACGUAUAUAUAUAUAUAUAUAUCUAUACAUUUGCAGAUGUGAUCUACCUUUAAAUGUACAUGUAUGCUCAAUUUGAGUCAUAUGGUGUAAGUUUAAUUUAUUUUUAUACUCUUCUAUUUAUGAAAAUAUACACUCACAUUUACCCGUCCACAUCACUAUACACACAGGCACAUAUUAAAAUGAAUACACUGCCUUCAGGAAGUAUUCGGACCCCUUGACUUUUUCCACUUUGUUACGUUACAGCCUUUUUCCAAAAUUGAUGCAAACAAACAUUUCCUUCCUUUCUCUUAACACAAUACCCCAUAAUGACAAAGCAAAAACAGUUUUUGCUAAGUCAUUAAAAAUAAAGAAAAAGGAAAUAUUACAUUUA